AAAUUAUCAAAAAUGGGCUGGCUUUAGUCUCUUAACAAAUUGGACACAGCUCCGGAAAGCAGCAGUCCCAAAUCCAACCUACAGGCACUGGGAACUUUAAAGCAUCCAGGGACGGCUGAAAAUAGCAUUUCUUUUUCUUUCUUUGUGUUCAAAACUAUUUUCUGUCUCCACCAGAUUUUUUUUUCUCCCCCGUUCCAGUUGUUUCCCAUUAGUAAUCCGAUCUCUCCAGAGCAGUAAGAUUCGCCUUCUUCUCCUUCUUUUCCCACCCCCUUGUUUGUUUGUUUUCCGCACAUCUCCUCCAGAAGCUAUUGGUGCUUUUUUUUUUCCUUCAAGAAGUUGGUUUUGCAAUUUCUCUCCUCUAUUCUUUCUUUCUCCGUCUUCUUCUCCCCUAGUCCACUACCCCCCACUCAGUGACUGUCUACGGUGUAGACUUUUUUUCCUUUUGGAUGAUCUGAGAUUCUGGGGUGUCUGUAUAUGGAAAUAGUGGGGUGCCGAGCCGAAGAAAAUACUUGUCCUUUCCGUCCCCCAGCCAUGCUUUUCCACGGAAUCUCCGGGGGCCAUAUCCAAGGGAUCAUGGAAGAGAUGGAGAGGAGAUCUAAGACGGAGUCCCGCCUGGCCAAAGGAGGGCAGAUGAAUGGCAGAGAAGCGAGCAUGCCCCCUAUGAGCCCUGAAAAGCCUGCUUUGUGUGCUGGUUGUGGAGGGAAGAUCUCUGAUAGAUAUUACCUGCUGGCCGUUGACAAACAAUGGCACCUGAGGUGUCUUAAGUGCUGUGAAUGUAAACUGGCUUUGGAGUCAGAGCUCACCUGUUUUGCCAAGGAUGGCAGCAUUUACUGCAAGGAGGAUUACUACAGAAGGUUCUCCGUGCAGAGAUGUGCCCGCUGCCACCUUGGGAUUUCGGCUUCCGAGAUGGUUAUGAGAGCCAGGGAGUCUGUCUAUCACCUGAGCUGCUUCACCUGCACUACCUGCAACAAAACUCUGACCACCGGCGAUCACUUUGGCAUGAAGGACAACCUGGUUUACUGUCGGGCCCAUUUUGAGACCCUUUUACAAGGAGAAUAUCCCCCGCAGCUUAGCUACACUGAGUUAGCGGCUAAGAGCGGCGGGUUGGCACUGCCUUACUUCAACGGCACUGGCACUGUCCAGAAAGGGAGGCCCAGAAAAAGAAAAAGCCCUGCCCUCGGAGUGGACAUCGUCAAUUACAACUCAGGUUGUAAUGAAAAUGAGGCGGAUCAUUUGGACAGAGACCAGCAGCCUUAUCCCCCGUCCCAGAAGACCAAGCGCAUGCGCACCUCCUUCAAGCACCACCAGCUCCGGACCAUGAAAUCCUACUUUGCUAUCAACCAUAACCCGGACGCCAAGGACCUCAAGCAGCUUGCCCAGAAAACGGGCCUGACCAAAAGAGUUCUGCAGGUUUGGUUCCAAAACGCACGAGCCAAAUUCAGAAGGAAUCUUUUGCGGCAGGAGAAUGGGGGUGUUGAUAAAGCUGAUGGCACAUCGCUCCCGGCACCGCCCUCAGCAGACAGCGGCGCUCUCUCUCCACCCGGCACUGCGACCACUUUAACAGACCUGACCAAUCCCACUAUCACUGUAGUGACAUCCGUGACCUCUAACUUGGACAGCCACGAAUCCGGAAGCCCCUCACAAACUACCUUAACGAACCUUUUCUAACAUUGGAUUUUUUUUUAAUUCUUCCUCUUCUUU
Molecule: messenger RNA, 1701 nt
Organism: Sarcophilus harrisii (Tasmanian devil)
Lineage: Eukaryota; Metazoa; Chordata; Mammalia; Dasyuromorphia; Dasyuridae
Gene: LHX9
Product: LIM homeobox 9
Exons: 5
Coding region: 475-1668 (397 amino acids)
Biological process (GO): neuron differentiation; regulation of transcription by RNA polymerase II
Cellular component (GO): nucleus
Molecular function (GO): DNA-binding transcription factor activity, RNA polymerase II-specific; RNA polymerase II transcription regulatory region sequence-specific DNA binding
Source: RefSeq, a predicted model, not a curated record